AUGCUUUACGACAAAACGUGGGCGGUGGUCUUUAUUCACAUUUACGUGUUCAUUGGCUGCAUGAUAGGGCUGACACUGUUCGUUGGCGUUGUCAUCGCAAAUUACACCGAGAACCGAGGGACGGCGUUGCUGACUGUAGACCAGAGGCGAUGGCAUGAUUUAAAAUCGCGUUUAAAAAUGGCCCAACCGCUACACGUGCCGCCGAAGCCAUCGGAGUCGGCUCGACUUGGAACGAUAUUCUACGAGCUUACUCUCAGUCGACGGUUCAGUCAGGUUCAUUUUGAGCGUUAUACUUAG
Molecule: messenger RNA, 297 nt
Organism: Angiostrongylus costaricensis
Lineage: Eukaryota; Metazoa; Nematoda; Chromadorea; Rhabditida; Metastrongylidae
Source: the annotation of a GenBank genome assembly